AUGCUGUCCCCGCCACCCCGGCAGAUGCGCCAGAACUACCACCCCGACUGCGAGGCCGCCAUCAACAGUCAAGUCAACCUGCAGCUCCACGCCUCCAUCGUGUACCUGGCCGUGGCCUUUUACCUCGACCGAGACGACGUGGCCUUGAAGCAGUUCUUCAGCUUCUUCCUGCGCAGCUCCUACGAGCACCGCGAGCAAGCCAAGGGCCUGCUGCGCCUGCAGAACCAGCGCGGGGGCCGCUUCCAACUCGGCAACGUCUGCAAGCUAGACACCGACGACUGGGAGAGCGGCCUCAAGGCCAUGCAGUACACCUUGCUCCUGGAGAAGCGCGUCAACCAGAGCCUGCUCGACCUGCACCAGCUGGCCACCGACAAGAGGGACCCCCAACUGUGUCACUUCCUGGAGACCCACUACCUCGAGCAGCAGGUGGAGUUCAUCAGAGAGCUGGGGGAUCAAGUCACCAGCCUGAGCAACAUGGAAGCCCCGAAUGGCGACACGGCAGAGUACCUCUUUGGCAAGCUCACCCUGGGCGAUGGCGACAAGAAGGACUGA
Messenger RNA from Hippopotamus amphibius kiboko, 552 nucleotides. Its product is annotated as ferritin heavy chain-like. Gene Ontology annotation, biological process: iron ion transport; intracellular iron ion homeostasis. The coding region runs from base 1 to 552 and encodes 183 amino acids. The record is from RefSeq and is a predicted model, not a curated record. Gene Ontology annotation, cellular component: cytoplasm. Lineage: Eukaryota; Metazoa; Chordata; Mammalia; Artiodactyla; Hippopotamidae. Gene Ontology annotation, molecular function: ferrous iron binding; ferric iron binding. The transcript has a single exon.